AUGGUGAGGCUUGUACUGCCCAACCCUGGCCUAGAGGACCGGAUUCCAUCUCGGGAUGAACUGGAGGUCAUUGAGAAGGAAGAGGCCAGCUCCCGGCCCAAAUGGGACAACAAGGCCCAGUACAUGCUCACCUGUGUGGGCUUCUGUGUGGGGCUCGGCAACGUGUGGCGAUUUCCCUACCUAUGCCAGAGCCAUGGAGGAGGAGCCUUCAUGAUCCCAUUCCUCAUCCUUCUGGUACUGGAGGGAAUUCCCUUGCUGCACCUGGAGUUCGCCAUUGGCCAGCGGCUACGCAAAGGCAGUGUGGGUGUGUGGAGCUCCAUCCACCCGGCUCUGAAGGGUGUAGGCAUUGCCUCCAUGUUUGUGUCCUUCAUGGUGGGCCUGUACUACAACACCAUCAUCGCCUGGGUCAUGUGGUAUUUCUUCAACUCCUUUCAAGAGCCUCUGCCGUGGAGUGAGUGUCCACUCAACGUGAACCAGACAGGCUAUGUGGAGGAGUGUGCCAAGAGCUCUUCCGUGGACUACUUCUGGUACCGAGAGACUCUGAAUAUCUCCACUUCCAUCAGUGAUUCGGGCUCCAUCCAGUGGUGGAUCCUGCUCUGCCUGACAUGUGCCUGGAGUGUGCUGUACGUGUGUGUUAUUCGUGGCAUCGAGACCACUGGGAAGGCUGUGUACGUCACCUCCACUCUGCCCUACGUUGUGCUGACCAUCUUUCUCAUCCGUGGCUUGACUCUGAAGGGUGCCACCAAUGGCAUCGUCUUCCUCUUCACACCCAAUAUUACGGAGCUGAGCAACCCGAACACGUGGCUGGAUGCAGGAGCUCAGGUGUUCUACUCCUUCUCCCUGGCCUUUGGGGGCCUCAUCUCCUUCUCCAGCUACAACUCUGUGCACAAUAACUGUGAGAUGGACUCUGUGAUCGUGUCCAUCAUCAAUGGCUUCACUUCUGUGUAUGCAGCCACCGUGGUCUACUCCAUCAUUGGCUUCCGAGCCACCGAGCGCUUUGAUGACUGUGUCAACACAAACAUCCUGACUCUCAUCAAUGGCUUCGACCUGCCUGAGGGCAAUGUGACUUCAGAGAACUUUGAGGCUGUCCAGCAGUGGUGCAACGCCACCAAUCCUGAGGUCUAUGCACAGCUCAAGUUCCAGACCUGUGACAUGAACUCCUUCCUUUCUGAGGGUGUGGAGGGCACAGGCCUGGCCUUCAUUGUCUUCACUGAAGCCAUCACGAAGAUGCCAGUGUCUCCACUGUGGUCGGUACUCUUCUUUAUCAUGCUCUUCUGCCUCGGCCUCUCGUCCAUGUUUGGGAACAUGGAGGGGGUGGUUGUACCCCUUCAGGACCUCAAUCUCAUCCCUAAGAAGUGGCCCAAAGAACUGAUGACAGGCCUCAUCUGCUUGGGGACAUAUCUCAUCGCCUUCAUUUUCACACUGAAUUCGGGCCAGUACUGGCUCUCUCUCCUGGACAGUUAUGCUGGCUCCAUCCCUCUGCUAAUCAUCGCCUUUUGUGAGAUGUUUGCUGUCGUCUACGUGUAUGGAGUAGACAGGUUCAACAAGGACAUCGAGUUCAUGAUUGGCCACAAGCCCAACAUUUUCUGGCAAGUUACAUGGAGAGUGGUCAGCCCACUGAUCAUGCUGGUCAUCUUCCUCUUCUUUUUUGUUAUUGAGGUCAACAAAAAGCUCAUGUACAGCGUCUGGGACCCUAACUAUGAGGAGUUCCCCAAAUCUCAGAGGGUCCCAUAUCCCAACUGGGUGUACGCUGUGGUGGUCAUCGUGGCUGGGGUGCCCUGCCUCACCAUCCCCUGCUUUGCCAUCUACAAGCUCAUCAGAAACCGUUGCCAGAAGUCUGGGGACCACCACGGUCUGGUCAAUGCACUGUCCACAGCCUCUGUGAAUGGGGACCUGAAGUACUGA
Messenger RNA from Cricetulus griseus (Chinese hamster), 1905 nucleotides. The record is from RefSeq and is a predicted model, not a curated record. NCBI's taxonomy places the organism in Eukaryota, Metazoa, Chordata, Mammalia, Rodentia, Cricetidae.